AAUGUCAACAAAUUUAAUCGAUGUUUACUAUCGAACAAAUUGACUAUAAAAGUGAAUAUUAUAGCUGAAAAUUGCGGACACAAUGUCGAAUAUUCUGAGAUAAUUGGCAAAUUGAUUGGGAAACAUUUGUAGCCGAUGAUACCAUGGAUGCGUGAGAAAUUUGCAGAGCGAAAAGCAAAAUGGGAAGCAUCCAGAAAAAGAGCAAACUUUUCAUCCGAUACAAUUGGAGUUAGCGAUAAAAUACCACUGCGAAAAGAUGUGUCUUACGAUUCAAUUGAACUUUACGACGAGAACGCAGACGACGCGAUUCUGUUAAAGAUAGUAGGAUACGAUGGAAGAAUAGUGCCCUUACGUUUAGUGUCAACCACAACAAUCCAAGAAGUUAAAUGUCAAGCAUUAAGAGAAUUAGUUGCCGUAUCUAAUGACCACGGUACCAGUAGUAUCCUUGGCUACAAAUUGUUAAAAUCCAACGCAAGUAUGCUCGCCCUGAAUGAGUCCUUGUCAAUAAGCCAAAGUAAUCUCUCUGACUGUGAUGAGCUUUUGUUGAUGAAGUGCAGGCUCACGGAAGAGAAUGAUAAUGAAAAUCGGGUGCAAAAAGGUCCCUCACAGUUGGUCAUUGAUAAAGCAACAGUGGACAGGAUUCAAUGUGGUGAAAAAACCGAAUCCGUUGGGGACGUUAACGAAAUCAUGUUACGUUGUGAUGUGAAAAGUGACAUAAGACAAAUCUUGAUAUCGUUGGCCAAAUCUUCAGCAUUCGUCAUUGGUGCGAGUCCGUACGCAGCACAAAUCAUUUUGAUGUUCAAGGAAAGGCUGAUUCGUCAAAACGACUUGUAUCAGCUGGACUCGUUACCGCAUUGCUCUGUACAGAAAACACUGAAAGCAGAAACCACCGGCAAUAAUUGGGAGCAAAAAACGAAAUUUCUUGAAUUGAACGAGCGAUUCUUGGAAACUCAUUUUUUGAAUUCCUCAUCACAAGAGAGUACCAAAAGAAACAUUGAAGCUUUAUUAGAGAUAAUUCGCAUAUACGCGUACAAACACGUUACAACCAAGUCAAAUCUAAAGGAAAUUAUUUGGAAAAUGGGAUUCAGCAAGGACGAUGUAGAAGACGCGUUGAAAGUAGCUGAAAAUAAUUACGUUGACGCCUGUCGAUGGUUGAUGCGUACGAACAAUAACUACAACGAUGGCCUUUUAAAGGACUCACCAAUGCUUAAAGCCUUAAUUACAUCGCCACACAUUCAAUUGAGUUUUUCUAGUCCGAAAAUUUUUAUCGCAUACAUCUCCAUUUUAGACAAUUAUUCAUCCAUCAAUUUAUGGCUAAGUGAUGCAGAAACGGCUGGAGUUAUUGGUCAUGUAUUACGUACGUACCAUGAAGAGAAGCACAUUUUAGCUAUUAAUCAGAUCAGUUGACUUUAGCUUAGUUUCUUUUCAUUCAAUUUAUUGUAUUUUACAAUUUUAACGUCGCUGCACCAAUAAAAAUCGAAAUCA
Bradysia coprophila is the source of this 1485-nucleotide messenger RNA. Its product is annotated as ubiquitin-associated domain-containing protein 1-like. The record is from RefSeq and is a predicted model, not a curated record. Gene Ontology annotation, molecular function: protein binding. Lineage: Eukaryota; Metazoa; Arthropoda; Insecta; Diptera; Sciaridae. Gene Ontology annotation, cellular component: ubiquitin ligase complex.